Messenger RNA from Trematosphaeria pertusa, 979 nucleotides. RefSeq lists its product as uncharacterized. NCBI's taxonomy places the organism in Eukaryota, Fungi, Ascomycota, Dothideomycetes, Pleosporales, Trematosphaeriaceae. The record is from RefSeq and is a predicted model, not a curated record. The transcript is spliced from 3 exons. The coding region runs from base 143 to 733 and encodes 196 amino acids.
CUACAACAACUCUCCCUUUCUCGACACUCGUCAAAUUUUAUUUAGUCUUCUCUAUUAUUCUCUAGCUAGACUUCGUGUACACAUUCUCUCCCCGUCCCUUCCAAAACUUCCCAAAUUGAAUCGCGCAUCCCAUCCCAUCACCAUGACAUCACUCCCCGCCAUCGACUCGCUCCCACACCUCCCAGACUCCGACCUCACACAAGUCCUUGACCUCCUCUUCGAGCCGUCCCCACCACUGCACGAGCUCUCGCUCCCAGUCCUCCGCACAGCAACCUUCCCCAGCUACCACACACUAAUCGUCGCCGUCAAUGCGCAAUUGACUGCGCUAGCGCACUCCGAUAAGCCGGAGGAUGUAGCGAAGCUGUCGGAGAUCCUGUGCUCGCAUCCGCGGCUGGGAGAGAAGAAAGUGGACAGCGAACAGAGUCGGACGGAGCAGGCACAGUUGCAGACGGGUGGAGAGGAGGAGACGGAGAAGCUAGCCGCGUUGAAUCGCGAGUAUGAGGCGAAGUUUCCGGGACUGAGAUAUGUUGUCUUCGUCAAUGGCCGCUCUCGGCCCGUCAUCAUGGAGAAUAUGAGAGCCAGGAUUGACCGCGGCGAUAUUAGAGCAGAGCGGCAAGAAGCGACUCAGGCAAUGUGCGAUAUCGCUGAUGAUCGAGCUAUCAAGCUCUUAAAAGCGCCUGCGAACAGCGAUGAUCUGCGAAAUCAUUUCCAUUCUGGCAUUCGGGGAGAUUGAUGGAUGGGCGUGCGGGUUUAGUAGAUGCGGAGUGUAGAUCGAUGCAGCUGUCAUUACCGGAGUAAACGAAAAGUCGGUCGUGAAGGGAGAGUUUCGGACUGCUUGGAUCGUGAGCGACCUUUAUAUUACUCUCACCGCGUCCGGGAUGAACUUCUUCUUGAAGAGGGUUCACAAAAGGAAUUGAACAUGACAAGCGUGUAGUUCCUUAGAGUGUGAUCAAAUCAAGAACAGAGCAGUGUACUUUCA